Eucalyptus grandis is the source of this 1965-nucleotide messenger RNA. RefSeq names its product F-box/LRR-repeat protein At5g02910. The record is from RefSeq and is a predicted model, not a curated record. Lineage: Eukaryota; Viridiplantae; Streptophyta; Magnoliopsida; Myrtales; Myrtaceae. The transcript is spliced from 3 exons. The coding region runs from base 606 to 1628 and encodes 340 amino acids.
AGAAGGAAAAAGCAGAGAGCAUUUCACAGUAUCCAUGGCGACGGGUGGCGCACGUCCAGGCUCCCUCACUCCGCGUCGUAGACGACGUCGAACCUCGGCCAUCGCCGGCGACGAUGCCGGCGAAGAAGUCGAGCAGCCGCGGCAAGAAGGCGAUCGCAUCAGCCUCCUGCCCAACGACGUCAUCCACCACAUCCUCUCCUUCCUGCCUACCGCCGACGUCUUCCGCACCCGCGGCCUGUCGUCCCGGUGGCGCGCCCUCCACGACGACGUCCCGACCCUCGCCUUCUCCCUCCCCGGCGGCGGCGGGGCGGCGCCGGGCGGCGGGGGCCGGCGGUGUCGGCGAAGCAGUUCUGCGCCUUCGUCGACGCGGUCCUCCGCCUCAGCCGCUGUACCGACCUCGCAAGAUUCCACCUUGAUCUCCCUACUUCACUCCCGAGCUCGAGUCCGAGCUCGAGUCCAAGCUCGGGUCUUGGCUCUCGUCCGCCACCGAGCGCCGCGUCAAGGACCUGCGCGUGGAGCUCCCGCGCACCGAGUUUCUCUACGCCGUGCCGCGCCUCGUCCGCGAUUGCACUUCGCUGGUGGAGCUCCGGUUGUGCGGCGGCCGAAUGGGGCUCAAGCUGCCGGGCCGCGCCCCCAAUUGGGCCUCCCUUAGGGUUCUGUCGAUGGCGUACCUGCGGUUGACGGAUGACGAGAUGGGGUUGGUCUUCGUCGGCAGUCCCGCUCUGGAGUCCCUCGAGCUGCGGUGCUGUGGCGGCGUGGCCCGGAUCAAGGUUUUGUCUAGGAGGAUGAGAGAAUUGGUGAUUGAUGGGUGGAAGCACUGGUCCCCCGGGGACCCCCGGCUGGAGGUUUCGGCUCCUCAUUUGCAGACGUUGCGCCUGCGGGGUAGCUUCCCCAGGAUGAGCCUGACGGUGGCCGAGGCCAGCUCCGUGGCCGAGGCCGAGUUGAAUUUCUCCAUGACCAUCGGUGUCGGCGACCGGUUUGAUAACUACAAAUGGCCGCGCAACUUGGCGAGGGGUAUUCUUCAGAAGCUGUGCAAUGCUACUGAAUUUGUAGUUGGGUGUUGGUUCCUUCAGGUUCUGUCGCUUUUGGAGAAUGGAGAUUUGCCUCCUCUGCUUCCCAAUUGCAAAUCUCUUAUUCUAAACACUCGUUGUCAAUCAUUGGAAUGUCACGGUAUAUUGAACAUGAUAGAAAGUUCACCACAGGUGGAGAAAUUGGUCAUCAAGAUGAUUCAACCAUUCAGGAAGCAGCUUGAGUUCGAUAGGGACUGCAAGGCAUUGGCCAUCAGUACGCACAGUACGCACAGAUACUCGGGACCCUUAAAGAGGAAGAAUAAACUCAAAUGCUUGGAUCAACACUUGAGGCGGGUCGACAUUGUUCAGUUUGAUCCUAGGGAUCGCCGCUCGAGCAGCUUUCUUGGCCUGGUGGAGUUUAUCCUUGAAGAGGCGCGCGUCUUGGAUAAGAUGCUCAUCAACACUUGUAAGGUCAAGGAUGAUGGAUCGAAUUCUGUGAAGACUCCCAAUCCUCGCAGAUUGCUCGAAGUUUCCCGGUCAAUUCGACGCCAUCGAAGGGCUUCCGAGAAUGCUCGAGUGGUACUUUUGACUAGGAAGAAACGUAUUAUUUUAUUUUGACUAGGAGGACUUGGGCUUGUGAAUAGGACUUUUACGAACCACAUAUAAUCAGGUUUUCAGUAAUUAGAGUUGUGCCUCACGUCGUUCCGACGCUCACCCUUUUUAACCAUCUUAAUGAGAACUAGCCUAUACUCAUGGGGUGCCGAUGAAACGAACCUAUUUUUUCCUAUGACUUGUGUAGCUUUGAAAAGUUACUAGUUGAGCACGAGUCUGAUGAUCGAAUCCGCGAUUAUUGUCAAGCUUUCCAAAUCGUGUUUGAAGUUUCUACAUUUGUGAUUCAAAGGCUUGUGUAAUAACACACUGCAUUAACAUAUGCGGAGGCUCUUGAUCCUCACUA